AUGGCCGACCCUACGCCCUCGACAUCCACACAGCCGCCGUCGGAGCCCGUCCUGUCCCAGGACCCGGCCAAGGACAAGGCGCUCAAGGCGUACAAAAAGGCGCUCAAGCAGCACGAGGAGCUCUCCGAGUCGCUCAAGAAGUUGCGCUUCGGCCUCCGCGACCUCGAAAAGGCCUACGACAAGACCGAGGACGACAUCAAGGCGCUCCAGUCGGUCGGCCAGAUCAUCGGCGAGGUCCUCAAGCAGCUCGACGACGAGCGCUUCAUUGUCAAAGCCUCGUCCGGCCCGCGCUACGUCGUCGGCAUCCGCGCCAGCGUCCCAAAGCACAAGCUCAAGCAGGGCGUCCGCGUCUCGCUCGACAUGACCACCCUCACCAUCAUGCGCAUCCUCCCACGCGAGGUCGACCCGCUCGUCUACAACAUGAGCAUGGAGGACCCGGGCGCCGCCAGCUUCGCCGGCAUCGGCGGCCUCGGCGACCAGAUCCGCGAGCUCAGAGAGGUCAUCGAGCUGCCCCUGCUGAACCCGGAGCUCUUUAUGCGCGUCGGCAUCAAGCCGCCAAAGGGCGUGCUCCUCUACGGCCCGCCGGGAACGGGCAAGACGCUGCUGGCGAGGGCCGUGGCGUCGACGCUCGAGACCAACUUCCUCAAGGUGGUCUCGAGCGCCAUCGUCGACAAGUACAUCGGAGAGAGCGCCAGGCUGGUGCGCGAGAUGUUCGGCUACGCAAAGGAGCACGAGCCGUGCAUCAUCUUUAUGGACGAGAUCGACGCCAUCGGCGGGCGGAGGUUCAGCGAGGGCACCAGCGCCGACCGCGAGAUCCAGCGGACGCUCAUGGAGCUCCUCAACCAGAUGGACGGCUUCGACUACCUGGGAAAGACCAAGGUCAUCAUGGCCACCAACCGGCCCGACACGCUCGACCCGGCGCUGAUGCGGCCGGGCCGCAUCGACCGCAAGAUUGAGAUCCCGCUGCCCAACGAGCAGUCGCGCCUCGAGAUCCUCAAGAUCCACACAAAACCCAUCGCCAAGCGCGACGAGCUCGACUACGAGGCCAUCGUCAAGCUCAGCGACGGCUUCAACGGCGCCGACCUCCGCAACGUCGCCACCGAGGCCGGCAUGUUUGCCAUCCGCGACGACCGCGACUACUGCGUCCAGGAGGACUUUAUGAAGGCCGUCAGAAAGCUCCAGGAGGCCAAGAAGCACGAGUCCAAGAUCGACUACUCGGCCGUCUAG
Messenger RNA from Pseudozyma flocculosa PF-1, 1227 nucleotides. RefSeq lists its product as uncharacterized. Gene Ontology annotation, cellular component: cytosolic proteasome complex; proteasome regulatory particle, base subcomplex. The transcript has a single exon. The record is from RefSeq and is a predicted model, not a curated record. Gene Ontology annotation, biological process: positive regulation of RNA polymerase II transcription preinitiation complex assembly. Gene Ontology annotation, molecular function: ATP hydrolysis activity; proteasome-activating activity; ATP binding. Bases 1 to 1227 code for a protein of 408 amino acids. Lineage: Eukaryota; Fungi; Basidiomycota; Ustilaginomycetes; Ustilaginales; Ustilaginaceae.